AUGCAGAAGAUCUUGCAAACAGAUGAAAUUGCCGAUGCCCAAGCUCUUAGAAAAGGAAAGAGGAAAAGAAUAGAGACAACAGAUACAGAAAACGCACACCGUGCCGUGGGUGAAGGACAGAGGAAUCCCUACUCAGGAAACGCCUUUCUGCCCGGGGAGAGCUCCAGUGAGGAUGAAGCACCUUUGGCAGAGCUGUCCAAGGAGGAACUGUGUGCCAAGAUAAGAACCCUGAGAGAAAGGCUGGCCAACACCCGGAGGGAGAACAGCCGGCUGCGGCAGUCUCUGGUCAUGCUGCAAGUGUUGCCACAGGCCGUUGUCCAGUUUGAGGAAUUGGUUGGCAUGGCAGAGACCCUGCUGAAGGGGGGGAGCACCGCGCCUACACCCGCGUCCACCCUCUGGAGGGCGGCCAGCAGCUCCUCUCCGGACUCACUGACCUCCGUCUGCAGUCCUUCUGGCUCUGACUCCAGCUCCCCCAGUUCCCUCAAGGCCGAGGAGGAGAAGCAGGUUAGCAGCGCACCGUUCAAGAUUGAAAGUUGGCAGAUUGCCCGCUGUAAUAAGAGCAAGCCUCAGAAGUUCAUUAAUGACUUAAUGCAAGUGCUUUACUCUAACGAGUACAUGGCCACGCACAGCCUGACGGGGGCCAAGUCCUCCACGUCCAGAGACAAAGCCGUCAAACCAGCCAUGAAUCAGAACGAAGUUCAGGAAAUCAUAGGUGUCACAAAACAAUUAUUUCCCAACACAGAUGAUGUUUCCAUCAGGCGGAUGAUAGGACAGAAGCUGAACAACUGUACCAAGAAGCCAAAUCUAAGCAAAAGCCUUAACUCUCAGGAUAUUAAGUAGAUCUUUUUGGUAUUAUAGGCAUCUGCAACAAAACGCCUUCGGUUCUGAAUCAGUCAUUGGGUUUUGUUGGAG
Molecule: messenger RNA, 912 nt
Organism: Dipodomys ordii (Ord's kangaroo rat)
Lineage: Eukaryota; Metazoa; Chordata; Mammalia; Rodentia; Heteromyidae
Gene: Bend6
Product: BEN domain containing 6
Exons: 6
Coding region: 1-840 (279 amino acids)
Biological process (GO): negative regulation of Notch signaling pathway; positive regulation of neuron differentiation
Cellular component (GO): nucleus
Molecular function (GO): DNA binding; transcription corepressor activity
Source: RefSeq, a predicted model, not a curated record